AUGGAAGAGGUUCAUCGACUGGAGCACUUUGCUGCAGCACUUGCAUCAGCUUUCUCACAGCUUCUUGUACAAUCAGGAGCCGUAACAGCUGGUCAGGAAUACAGUAUUGGACAAAGCGUUGGUUCCAACCUGUCGUCGGUUCUGCAACAGUUACAGUCCCAAAUAACACGACCUGCUCCAGCUCCUGCACCGCGUCCUCUACCGGCACCACGCCCUGUCCCUGCUUCAUUCAUAGCACAGCAGACGCAACAAGCGGCUUCUCUAAGCAGUGCAUCAUCUGCUGCAUCCACUGCUACGACGUCCCAGGCGCUUCAAACGUCCAGCGCAUCACAGUUUACAGCAGCCACUUCCCAAACGUCUUCAGCAGUUUCCGUGAGUAAUGAAGCUUUGCAGAGUGCAAUCAUUUCGAACAUAGCGUCUUCGAGCGCACUAAAUGCAAUAAGUACAGGACAACUUUCUGUGCAAAAUCUCAUUUCAGUAGCGUCCCAAAUCCUUACAAAUUCCUUCGGUAUUUCUCAAAGUUCGGCACAAAGCAUUCUCAGCCAGACUUUGUCUAAUCAUGGAAGAGGAUCAUCGACUGGAACACUCGCUGCAGCACUUGCAUCAGCUUUCUCACAGCUUCUUGUACAAUCAGGAGCCGUAACAGCUGGUCAGGAAUACAGUAUUGGACAAAGCGUUGGUUCCAACCUGUCGUCGGUUCUGCAACAGCUACAGUCCCAAAUAACACGACCUGCUCCAGCUCCUGCACCGCGUCCUCUACCGGCACCACGCCCUGCCCCUGCUUCUUUCUUAGCACAGCAGACGCAACAAGCGGCUUCUCUAAGCAGCGCAUCAUCCGCCGCAUCCACUGCUACGACGUCCCAGGCGCUUCAAACGUCCAGCGCAUCACAGUUUACAGCAGCGACUUCCCAAACGUCUUCAGCAGUUUCCGUGAGUAAUGAAGCCUUGCAGAGUGCAAUCAUUUCGAACAUAGCAUCUUCGAGCGCACUAAAUGCAAUAAGUACAGGAAAAUUUCUGUGGAAAUCUCAUUCAGUAGCGUCCCAAAUCCUUACAAAUUCCUUCGGUAUUUCUCAAAGUUCGGCACAAAGCAUUCUCAGCCAGACUUUGUCUAAUCAUGGAAGAGGAUCAUCGACUGGAGCACUCGCUGCAGCACUUGCAUCAGCUUUCUCACAGCUUCUUGUACAAUCAGGAGCCGUAACAGCUGGUCAGGAAUACAGUAUUGGACAAAGCGUUGGUUCUAACCUGUCGUCGGUCCUGCAACAGCUACAGUCCCAAAUAACACGACCUGCUCCAGCUCCUGCACCGCGUCCUCUACCGGCACCACGCCCUGCCCCUGCUUCUUUCAUAGCACAGCAGACGCAACAAGCGGCUUCUCUAAGCAGCGCAUCAUCCGCCGCAUCCACUGCUACGUCGUCCCAGGCGCUUCAAAGGUCCAGCGCAUCACAGUUGACAGCAGCCACUUCCCAAACGUCUUCAGCAGUUUCCGUGAGUAAUGAAGCCUUGCAGAGUGCAAUCAUUUCGAACAUAGCGUCUUCGAGCGCACUAAAUGCAAUAAGUACAGGACAACUUUCUGUGCAAAAAUCUCAUUUCAGUAGCGUCCCAAAUCCUUACAAAUUCCUUCGGUAUUUCUCAAAGUUCGGCACAAAGCAUUCUCAGCCAGACUUUGUCUAAUCAUGGAAGAGGAUCA
This is a messenger RNA of Stegodyphus dumicola, 1687 nucleotides long. RefSeq names its product prophage side tail fiber protein homolog StfR-like. The record is from RefSeq and is a predicted model, not a curated record. NCBI's taxonomy places the organism in Eukaryota, Metazoa, Arthropoda, Arachnida, Araneae, Eresidae.